AUGGAAUCUCCAUCAUCGCAUGCUGGACAAAAGCGCAAAAUGAACGACAUGAGCUCAUCUGACGAAGAUGAGCGGCCAGCGACGGGAUUCCGAGGCUUCGCGCGAGCCCGCGAGCGCUCCGAAUCGCCUCCGAGAAUGGGUGGACUAGGCAGCGCUUCACGCAAUCCCUGGAAUAAUAUGAACAAUGUCGCUACGCCAGAACCCAUCCGAGGGGGAGCGGCUUCUCGUGGCGGAAAGCCCAUGGCGGGGAACUCCUUUGCUGCUCGAAUGAUGGCAAAGAUGGGUUACAAGGAGGGUCAAGGUCUGGGAUCUAGUGGUCAGGGUAUCGUCAAUCCCAUCGAAGCCCAGGCGCGACCGCAGGGAGCUGGACUUGGUGCAGUUCGUGAGAAGACCAAGCAAGCACGCGCUGAGGAGAAACGUGAGGCCGCGCGACGAGGUGAAUCAGUCGACGACAGCUCCGACGAAGAGAGACGCGCCCGACGAAAGAAGAAGCACGACCGCAAGACCGAGAGCCGCAGUGGCACCGGUACACCGGUACCUCGUCCCAAGCCCAAGUUCCGGACAGCGCGAGAAAUUGAGGAUGCAAUGGAGGGUCUGGAGGUGCCGAAUGUCCUGAAGACCCUGAUUGAUGCUACUGGGAAAGAACAGCGCGUCUUGACCUCGACCGCCGGUCUCAUGGCCACACAAGAAUUCGUCAGCCAGGGGGAAUCCGAGGCUCUCAAGAUUGCGCGGCGUGCGCGCACAGACCUUGAAGCGUUUGCCGACGAAUGGAAGGGCUUGACUGAAAGAAAACGAUUCAUUGAGGAUGAGGAAGCUCAGGUCGUCAGCGAACUGGAUGCAUAUCAAGAUCGCCUCAAUCACUUGACAGGAUUGAUCGCCGCGGUGGAAGAACUGGAUAUAUUUGAGCACGAGGACAGUACCGCAUCGAAAUUCCACGAAAUGACACAAAAGAUCGAGGCGAUGGAGACCAAGUACCGGGACAUCGGCGACGAAUAUCGACUGGCAGAAACAAUUGUUGCGGCGAUGCACCCCCUCUUCCGGCAGGCCAUGGAGGAGUGGGAACCGUUGCGGAAUCCCGAGCUUCUCGUGUCAGAUCUCAUCCGCCUCCAGCCCAUCCUUUCUCGCCGGUCUGAGAAUGGUGUCUCUCAACGGUCGUCGACCACUCCCUACGAAACAUUAAUUUACACACUCUGGCUGCCUCGAGUCCGCUCGGCACUGCUCAAUGACUGGGAUGUGUACGACCCGAAUGUUGCUACGGCACUGAUUGUUGCUUGGAAACCCAUCGUGCCGAGCUUUGUGUACGCCAAUCUCAUCGACCAAGUCGUAGUUCCGAAACUCGGUAGCGCCCUCAAAAACUGGAGACCCCGAAGCAGUCGACGGCACCCUUCCCAGCAAGAUGGCAAGUUUCCUUGGUGGUUGUUUACGUGGUUACAAUACCUGGGAGACCGACACACCAACCCCACGCAGCCCACGGGCCUCAUGUCGGACAUGAAGAGGAAAUUCCGGGUCGUCUUAGACACAUGGAGUCUACGCCGGGGCCUCGUCAACGGCAUCGAACUGUGGCGGGAUGCCUUGGGGGGUGAAUUCGACACAUGUCUCCGCAACCACCUGUUGCCUCGGUUGGCUCGCCACAUUCGGGAAGACUUUAUCGUGAACCCGCAGGACCAGGAUUUGACCGCUCUUGAAGAUGUGCUUCGGUGGAAAGACUUUUUCAAGCCCAACGUGAUGGGCUUGCUAUUGGUGGCCGAGUUCUUCCCGAAAUGGCAUGACAUCUUGUACAUCUGGCUCACCAAUGACCCGAACUAUGAAGAGGUUGGCGCUUGGUUCACCUGGUGGCAGAGUCAGAUCCCCUCGGAGCUGAAUGAGCUGGCCAUUGUGGAAGAAGAAUGGAACAAGGGCCUGCACACGAUGAACCUCGCCGCUGAACUGGGCGAUCGGGCUGCUCGUGAGUUGCCGCGUCCAGUCACUCGCGGUCCGGCGUCCACUCCAACCCGAGUCGAAGCCGAGGCCGAAGCCGCCGCCCGCAAAACGGCUCCUGUACCUCCGGCUCAACCGGCGAUUGUGGAAGAAAUUGCAUUCAAGGAUAUUGUGGAGAAUUGGUGUGCCGAACAGGGUCUGAUCAUGCUCCCCUUACGUGAGGCGCACCCCAAAAAUGGGUCUCCUCUGUUCCGCAUCACGGCCAGUGCAUCUGGCAAAGGUGGUGUGGUGGCAUAUCUUCACGGUGAAGUUGUCUGGGUGCAAAACAAGAAGGUCAAGGAUCUCUGGGAGCCCAUGGGCUUGGAGGACGCUCUGGUUGAGCGUGCCGAGGGGCGGUAG
Molecule: messenger RNA, 2316 nt
Organism: Penicillium oxalicum
Lineage: Eukaryota; Fungi; Ascomycota; Eurotiomycetes; Eurotiales; Aspergillaceae
Product: putative G-patch domain protein (TFIP11)
Exons: 1
Coding region: 1-2316 (771 amino acids)
Biological process (GO): spliceosomal complex disassembly
Cellular component (GO): U2-type post-mRNA release spliceosomal complex
Molecular function (GO): nucleic acid binding
Source: RefSeq, a predicted model, not a curated record